Molecule: messenger RNA, 957 nt
Organism: Apis laboriosa (Himalayan honeybee)
Lineage: Eukaryota; Metazoa; Arthropoda; Insecta; Hymenoptera; Apidae
Gene: Osi2
Exons: 4
Coding region: 1-957 (318 amino acids)
Source: RefSeq, a predicted model, not a curated record
AUGCGACUAGUGCAAUUGCCGGUAACGAUAGGUUACGUGGUGUUGUUGACGCUGUUGGUACCGUGUCUGUCGGUCACAUUCGAGGAUGGAACUUCCGGAUCCGAGGCACGCGAGAAUCACGUGCCGGAAGAACGGGCGAAUUUCAACAAGACGCGGCAAGGGAAGGGACUUUUCGAUUGGAUAGGCGGAGUGGAUCGAAACGUGGAUCCUUACGUGGCAAAGACGAAUCAAGGAUGUUUAAACGGCGAUCUAGCUGAAUGCUUCAAAUCUCAGGCUUUGGGUUAUUUCUCCGAUUUCUUCGACCAGCCUCGCUACGAUAUGAACGAACACGUGAAGAUCGUCAGGAUGUCGAAUGACAUCGUGCAGGAGGUCGAUCGUCAACCGUAUGAAUACUCCAGCGAAGCCAGGUCUACAGACUCUGAAUGGGACCAACUGAUGAAGUUCGCUCUGAGAAAAAUUGAAAAAUUCGUGAAAACCGUGGCCAUCGAAUUGCACGUACCUUCUGAGGAAACUGGAGAAAACGAAGUGUACGCGCCGCGAUUCUUGGAUGAAAUCGCCGACGAAAUUGAUACUCUUGAGAACAAAAAGGAUACCCUUUUCUCUCGUAAUCAAUUCAAGAGACUUCUAAUCCCCAUGCUGCUCGUGUUGAAGCUGUUCAAACUGAAGCUGCUCUUGUUCCUGCCUCUGAUCCUGGGCCUGGCGUCCUUCAAGAAGUUUCUAGGCUUCCUUGCGAUCGUGAUACCCGGUUUAAUCGGCUUCUUCAAACUUUACAAGCCGUUUACACAGACUUAUCAUCCACCUGUGUACAGUCAAAGUGGCAUAGCUUAUCCGUAUCACAAGGAAAACAGUUAUCCUUAUCCCGGGGAACACCACGGUCCUGAAUAUCCAACUGGAUAUUACAGAGACACCUAUGGACAGGAACUUGCUUAUCGAGGCUAUCGAGAUUACCACUCAUAA